AGAGAAUGCAGCCAGGAUGAAAUAAAGCAAGGAAACAUUAAUAGGACCUGAAAGAUAGUUAUUAGCCACGCAUCCAUCUCAACAUCAUGGGACGGAAUGGGCGGCGCUGAGAGUUCAAACAAAACAAUGUUUCAAGUUUCCAAACAUAGUUCGUCACCUCACUUAGAGAAAGAUCAAAUGCUGGAGGGAAAGAGUCCUGAGUCAAGCUGCAAAAAUAAUUUAGGCGACGAGGAAUGCGAAUGUCCCCAUGAUGAACGUCUGUCCAAGUUUGCGCACUUCAAGCAAGUCGUCAACGGCAUUCGGCGAAAAGGUGGAAAGAGAGGAUUGGACACGAAAUCGGAUCUUGGGUCGUCUACAGACCAUGAAAGUAGAGAUGCCAGUUUACAUUUUGGAGUACGAGUGGAGGGAAUUGAAGAGCUGAUGGCAAAUACAAAAUUCACCAGACAGGAAUUACAAAGGAUGUACAGAGGGUUUAAAAAUGAAUGUCCCAAUGGCACAGUUGACAGAGAUACAUUUAAGAAAAUUUAUGCCCAGUUUUUCCCAUAUGGAGAUUCAAGUCUUUAUGCAAACCAUGUCUUCAAUGUGUUUGACCAUGAUAGGGAUGGAAAAGUCUCUUUUGAGGACUUUGUUACUGGCCUGUCAUUGUCACUUUAUGGCAGUAGGGAGGAAAAAAUGAGAUGGGCAUUCCAGUUGUAUGAUCUCGAUGGUGAUGGGUUCAUAACAAGAGAGGAAAUGGCUACUGUGGUUCAUUCAGUGCACUGUAUGAUGGGUAUUGACGCACUGCCUACAGGUGCUGAGAUGGGUGUUGAUGAACAAGUGGAGAGACUAUUUAUGCUAAUGGACAAGAAUCAAGAUGGUGUUAUAUCAGAAGAGGAAUUUUUACAAGGUUGUGAAAAGGAUGAGUCAAUAAAGCAAAGUCUGGCAAUGUUUGACUCUGUUAGGUGAACAGAAUACAAAGACAAGAAAAUAACCGGCAAUGACAAAUUGAUGUUAAUUUAUUAUUAAUUAAUACUAAUGCUUCAUUAAUUAUAAAGAAAGUAUUGUGCUAUUUAUGGCUAUCAAAGGAAUUGCUCAGGAAUUUUGAUAUGAAAUUGAAGAUGUUCUAAUCAAUCACUAAUAAUUUAAGGUUGUCAUUAUAAUAAUGAGUGUUGUUGCUUGUUUUUCUUCCAAGCACCAGGAGUUAUCAAUAUAAGAUAUUACAAUAUUCUUUUAUGUAAAUGAAACACUACACUGUUAAAAAGAGGGUAUGUUAGAUGAAAAGGUUAAUGUAGCCAAACCCUUGGAGUUUAACUUUCCUCGGAUUAAUUGUAGAAUUUUAUGUGGUACCACAAUCUGGUACCAUGACAAAAAUUUUUAAAACAUGGCAAAGUGUUUUUAAAAUCCAAAUUAGUAAUAAAUUACGAGAAAGCAAAAGCUUUGGAUCACUUAAGAAGGCAAUUAGGACUUCAUUUAUCAUGAACCAUCAUCAUGAGGACAUGAUGUAUAAUUUAGAUUCCACAGGGUAUGCCAAUUCAAUAAGCUCUGUGAGUAGUGGCUCUCACAGGUGUAAUAUAACAGUAGUCAAUUGAUCUACUGUGGUGGGACCCAUCACUUUUUUAAUGAUGAAGAACAAAUUUUCUUGUUAGUUGAUAUAGAAACUCAGAUAGCUAUAAUCAAAUUUAUUUAUUAUGGUUAUAAUCCAUAUUUAAUGUCAAGUCUUAUGAACCGAUUUAGAUAUACAGCAACAUUAUUCUGAGGUGAGGUAUUGCAACUCAGUAAGGAUGCUAGCAUUUUGAAUUGUAUUAUUUACCUAAUAUUAAAUGUUUUACGAGGCAGUGUGCCUAUUUAUGCAGUAUCUAUAUUUAGUAUUGCAAAUAUUAUUAUGUACAUGCUGAUGUUACUGAUAAACGUGGAUUAAACGAUCUUCCACACAG
Pocillopora verrucosa is the source of this 1913-nucleotide messenger RNA. Its product is annotated as calsenilin. Gene Ontology annotation, molecular function: calcium ion binding. NCBI's taxonomy places the organism in Eukaryota, Metazoa, Cnidaria, Anthozoa, Scleractinia, Pocilloporidae. The record is from RefSeq and is a predicted model, not a curated record.